AUGAAUCAGAUUUGUCUUGCAUCGAAUUGCUUCUCAAUUUUUGACGAAAACUCCAAUAGACGUCUGAAUUGGAAAUAUUGCGAGAGCCAAUUCUGCUCCCGAAAACUUUCGACGGUUUGGUUGGAAUGCUUGCCGUGCAAACAUAAUAUUUGUUCCACGUGCAUGGAAGAAUACAAACAAUUACCUGUUCCCGUUUGCCCAGCGGAAGAAUGUUCAGGAAAAACAUUCGAGGCGGAUGAGCCCAACUUGUGCGACGGUGUAUGUAAGAAACACCUGGAAGAAGGCAAAUACACAACGACAAAUUGCUGUCAAGCGAGAAUAUGUUUCACUUGUUUCGAGACUAUAUUCGGUCGUAAACAUCUUUCAGGUACUGAAGAAAGAUGUCCUUCUACCGAAUGCCUUAGAAAUCCUGACAUAGCGCGAUGCCAAGCUGGAUUAAAAUGUAAAAACUUGACAAUUAGUGGAUUCCCAUCAAAAGAUGAAUGCGAACACGCUAUAUGCAUACAAUGCCUUGAGAAAAUGAUCGAUGACUGUGAAUCUGUUGGUUCCCUACCACGUUGUCCCAACGAAUCAUGCAAUGCAUUGUAUAGUACGGAAUCCGUAAUAGCCAUACGUGCUAUGUUACCCGGAAAAUCUGCAUUCUUCAACAAACUUUCACUGGAUAACAACUACUAUUAUAUGAUCAAGGAUGAAGCAAUUACUCCAAUAAAAUUUUCGACAAAUUUUAAAUCAAUGCAACGAUAUUUUGAAAUUGAUGUCAAACUAAGUGAUGGUAGUGAAAGUAAGAAACUUUCAUUCGAUCGAAUAGGAACAAUUGCCGAUUUGGUGCGGGAAAUAAGAAGAGAACUAAACAUUGCUCCUGAAGAGAAGGUUUACGGAUAUUACCUAACACGAUCAUUAAAUGCCGAAGGUAAACUAGAUGAGGACGGUUAUUCAGACAAACCAGCAGAGAAACUAGAAUUUAGCGCAGAAUCGAUCAGUGAAACCGUGGAAAAACUAAACCUUUCUACGGCGAUUACAAUUGUAGCUGAUAUAGCUGGAAUCGUGCAAGUUAAAAAUGAUAAGGCAUUAAGUGAUAAAGCAAUAUGA
Molecule: messenger RNA, 1089 nt
Organism: Loa loa (African eye worm)
Lineage: Eukaryota; Metazoa; Nematoda; Chromadorea; Rhabditida; Onchocercidae
Exons: 8
Coding region: 1-1089 (362 amino acids)
Source: RefSeq, a predicted model, not a curated record